This is a messenger RNA of Corythoichthys intestinalis (scribbled pipefish), 2873 nucleotides long. RefSeq lists its product as uncharacterized. Bases 90 to 1574 code for a protein of 494 amino acids. The record is from RefSeq and is a predicted model, not a curated record. Lineage: Eukaryota; Metazoa; Chordata; Actinopteri; Syngnathiformes; Syngnathidae. The transcript has 9 exons.
CGCCAAGGAAACCCGGAAGUAAACAAGGGAAGACACGCAACAGUAGAGCUGAGAACCCGCUUGAUGUUUGGCGUCACAUAACUAUCUCGAUGAUGACCACCAAGAGGCUGGACCACUUCGAGGUGGUUUGCGAGUGGGGGUCAUGCGGCUACAGAGGCAGCAGCAUGGAAGAGCUGAGCGACCACAUGUCUCAGCAUCUGCGAGACUACUUGGGGGACAAAGACACCCUGGAGGAGUUAGACGAGUAUGCCUGCAUGUGGGAAGGCUGCGAGUUUGUCUCCAUGGGCAGCCCGGUCCAGCUGGAGUCUCACAUGUACUUCCACAUCUACCACGGCAAGCUCAAGUUUUUGGGUUCUCAGCUGCUUCAGUCUCGACCUGACCUACCUGCCUGCAACCACGCUGUGCACACCAACAACUUGCUGCCCGAGGGUUCCGACCAACACCUGUGCCAUUGGGAUAACUGUGAUAGCUCAUUCACCAACCCCGAGUGGUUCUACCGGCAUGUGGACAAUCACGUGGAAAGUGCAGAGCACAAGCCGCUCUCUCAUCAACGGCAGGCUCUCUUCUGCCACUGGUCGGGCUGCGACGUCUACGUCAAGAUCCGCUACCGCCUGAGAGAACACGUACGAAGUCACACGCAAGAACGACUAGUUGCCUGUCCCACAUGCGGCAGCAUUUUCUCUUGCAAUACCAAACUCUUUGACCACCUCCAAAGGCAGGCACAGCCACUGGAUUCACUCGUGUGUGAACACUGUGGCAAAGCCUUUUCCAGUGAGAGACUAUUGCGGGGUCAUGUUCGACAACAUGUGAAUCAUGUCAAGUGCCCUUUCUGCGACAUGACAUGCACCACGCUGGCCGCGCUGAAGAUCCACAUCCGCUUCCGACACUGCGACGAGCGGCCUUUCCCGUGUGACUUUUGCGAUAAAAGGUUCAAGAACCAGCGAGACCUGAAUAAGCACACAUUCGUCCACAACGAGGGCUCGCUGUUCCGCUGCUCCGUGGAAGGCUGCCAGUAUUCGUGCCAGACGUACCAGUCCAUGAGCCAGCAUUUCAAGAGGGAGCACGAGGUAGGGGGCGUGUCUAAGUAUAAAUGUCACCUUUGUGACAAGGUGUUCUCCUGGUGUUACACGCUCACACUUCACCUGCGAAAGAAACAUGAACUCAAGUGGCCAUCGGGUCAUUCGCGAUUCAGAUACAGGAAGGACGCCGACGGCUUUCUAAAACUCAACAUGGUGCGUGUGGAGACGGAGGAGGUGACCAAAGAAAUCAUGAAGAACAUGAACAAGAGACCCACAGGCCUUCGCAAGAGCCCGCGAAGGCGUGGCGAGAAAGAGGCCGCGCCCGAUGGCGGAAGCUCUUCCUCGACUUCUUCCUUCUCCGAGGAGGACACGUCUGCUCAGUCGAGCCCUCGCAGAGGCGACGAGUCCCCCGUGUACUGUGUCAUGAGCACCAUCCCGCAAAUCGACGACGAGCCGGUCGGGACCGCCCGGGAGGAGCAAGACGCCGGCGGGACGUCCAGAGCCGUUCAGGCCCUCACCAUGGUGGCGAGGGGGUUGGGCAUGGAUGUCGUGUGAUUCCAUUUAAACUUGUUAUUGAGUGAUUGUCGAUUUGAAUUUGCAUUGUUCUAGACUUCAAAAUUUUUUUCCAGCUACUUUUAAAUUUUUACACAUAUGUUUUUCAUGUCAUUUUAUUAGCCCGUGCCAUUUGUCUGACUGAUCUUAUCCUGCCAAUGUGUUAACUGGCGAUACAUGUAAAAAAUAAACACAUUUUAAAAGAUGUCCACUCCUUUGCCAAUCAGACCUUCACUUUUAUUCACAUCUGUAGGAUAAGACAGAUGAUAUGGUUGACAUUUGAAGCAUCGGAAUUUUUUUUUGCAAUUCAAUUUAAGGCCUCAAGCAGGCUGAAUGGAGGAGAUGACCUGCUGACAUGGAGGUGCAGAACGGGUGGGUUCAGUGGAGGAAGGAGUGGGUUUUUUUGCUGUGAGUGUAGCUUUAGCUUAGAGAAUCUGCCACGAGGCCAUUCGUACAGCUUGUCUUCAACCCCCAAAAGAUGUCCGUGGGUUGCAUCUAGCAGCAGCUGCGGCUUACACCACGGAUCACUGGUGUGCGCCAUUCCUUCAAGUCCCUGCUUCAUGUACUUCCUGGUGUGGCGAUGCCGCCAUAUUCCUUCAAGCGCAUUCGGAGCAGCCUCCAGCGGGAUGGGCCGAAAAACAUUCUGCAGGGUUUUUCUUCUCACUGGUCCGAAAGCAGAUGGCAGAGCUGACACGGACAAAAGUGUCAUUACUGCUGUGACAACACAAGAUUAUGCACUGUAUAGGCCUACAGUAAGAAGCAGAAGUAUUUGCACCCUUUGUGAUUUUGCAAGUUCACCCACUUAGAAAAUAGGUUGAUGUCUGAAAUUUCAAUCUUAGAUGUACAGCGUAUCACAAAAGCGAGUACACCCCUCGCAUUUCUGCGAUAUUUAUAUCUUCUCAUGGGACAACACUGACAAAAUGACACUGUGACAACAUGAAAAGUAGUAAAUAUUAGCAUUGAUUUUCUCAGUGGGGUUCAGUGUCUUGCUCAAGGACACUUAGACGAGUUCAUCAGGGCGGAGAAUCGAACCCACAUCCUCUGGGUUGGGGGACAAUUACUCUAUACAUGGUGUUCUUCGGAUGCAAUUCAGUAUUCUUUCUCCCCCAAACACGAGAACCUGUGUUUCUACCAAAAUGUUCUAUUUUGGUUUCAUCUGACCAUAACGCAUUCUCCCAGUCCUCUUCUGGAUAAUCCAAAUGCUCUUUAGCGAACUGCAGACGGGCCUGGACGGGUACUGGCUUCAGCAGGGGGACACGUCUGGCAGUGCAGGAUUUGAGUCCCUGGCGGCGCAUUGUGUUA